Clupea harengus (Atlantic herring) is the source of this 714-nucleotide messenger RNA. RefSeq names its product E3 ubiquitin-protein ligase TRIM35-like. Gene Ontology annotation, molecular function: zinc ion binding. The record is from RefSeq and is a predicted model, not a curated record. NCBI's taxonomy places the organism in Eukaryota, Metazoa, Chordata, Actinopteri, Clupeiformes, Clupeidae.
AUGGCAUCUAAAAGCUCUCUACCUGAAGAGGAUUUCACCUGUCCUGUUUGCUUUGACAUUUUCAAGGAUCCCGUCCUUCUUUUGUGUAGUCACAGCUUCUGCAAAGUCUGCCUUCAGAAGUUCUGGAGACAGAAGAAAUCUAAAGAGUGUCCAGUUUGUAGAAGAAAAUCUUUAAUGAACAUAUGUGAGGCUUUACUGAAGGAGAAGAGCCAGAGGGCUUCAGGAGGGUCUGAAGUGCUCUGCAGUCUGCACGGUGAGAGACUCGAGCUGUUCUGUCUGGAGGAUAAACAGCCCAUAUGUCUGGUGUGUCAGGCUUCCAGGAAACAUUCAGGACACCAAUUCCUUCCCAUAGAUGAAGCUGCACUUGAUUUUAGAGAACAACUCAAGGCUGUAUGGGAGACCUUGCAAGAGAAACUAGAAGAAUUUGAAGACGUUAAAGCAACAUAUGACCAAACAGCCAGUCACAUUAAGGUCCAGGCCCAUCAGUCAGAGGAGCAGAUGAAGGAGGAGUUUGAGAAGCUUCAUCAGUUUCUGAAAGAUGAAGAGGAGGCCAGAUUAAGAGCAGUAAAGGAGGACGAGAAGCAGAAGAGUUUUGUUAUGAAAGAGAAGAUUGAAGAAUUGAGCAAGGAGAUGUCCACUCUUUCAGAUACAAUAACAGCCAUUGAACAGCAGAUGGUUGCUGAAGAUAUAAUCUUCUUACAGCAUAACAACUGA